This is a messenger RNA of Pieris brassicae (large cabbage white), 4987 nucleotides long. RefSeq names its product sodium-dependent transporter bedraggled (gene bdg). Gene Ontology annotation, biological process: sodium ion transmembrane transport. The coding region runs from base 331 to 3699 and encodes 1122 amino acids. The record is from RefSeq and is a predicted model, not a curated record. Gene Ontology annotation, cellular component: membrane. The transcript is spliced from 14 exons. NCBI's taxonomy places the organism in Eukaryota, Metazoa, Arthropoda, Insecta, Lepidoptera, Pieridae.
UUUACGCAUCGUGGCAGAUGAUGAUUUUGAAUCAUUGAAAGCUAUUUGAAAAUCAUACAUUUAGAUUAGAUUUACAGAAACUGAAUAUUUAUAACUUUAUGUUAUAAGUUAAAAUUCAUAAUAUGGUACUGAAAUAAGUACUCACCUAAGCUAUUAUUAUAUGAUUCCGAUUCAAUAAAUUGUAGAUAAGAUGUUAUCUUAGUAGUGUUCAGUAAUACGUUGUGUGUAUUUACAGAAGUUUAACAUGUAUGUAUGACAGGAGCACCUUAGUACUUAACUUGCGGGUUUUUAUCACAAAAUGCCAGCUAUAACCUAGAAAGAGGAAUUAAAAUGGAUUUGGUUAACAUGGAGGAGGGUCAUUAUGAGCCAAGGGAGAGUAUCCCUGGGAGUAGUGUCGAAAGUGAUGCUUCCAGCAGUCUCUUUGAAAGCUAUGAUACAAGUGAUCAGAUGACUGAUACAGACAAGCAAUCUGAUGAUGAUGAUGACCUUAAGGAAGAUUUACAAAAAAACAUCCCUGAAUGUUAUAAGUCUGAUUCAAAUUUUACAUCACAUACAUCACAAGAUAUCACAAAUGAUGAGGAAUUUCAAGCAACAGCUUUAUGUCAAUUUAUGGAUAUAUUAAAUGAUCUGGAUGAAGUUUUGGACAAGUCUCUACUGGCUUGCCUUGAUGAUGGUACAAAAUCUCUAGAUAGUGAUGAAGAAGAUCUCAUAUGCAAGAUUAAAGAAUUUAUAGGCGAUAGAGAACAGACCGAGCCUUCAGAAUCACAUAGUUCCAUAGAUAAUACACAAGUGAUAUGCUAUGGAGAAAGUUUAACAAAUGCUGAGACUGUACUAGAUAUACCCGUUAAGGCUCAAGUAAAUGUAGGUCGCUCUAAAAGCUUUUCGGAUAUAGAAGAGACUGUACAAUUACCUAUCUUAGAGAGAGCUAGUACAACAAAUGAUACAUUACGUAACUCCAUGAGAAGGUUGGACCCUAUAUUGCUGCCAGCAAUAUCAACUCAGGAGCCUUCGGGAGAGGCUAUCACUUUGCCUGUUAUAUUAUUCUUAGAACACCAUGUUAACUUGCGCCCGACCAGUGCCCCAAUUCAGCUGCAAGUUACAGCUGCAAAUUUGAGUCAAGGUAGUGCAUCAGGGCCUCUCAUAGUGGGCCGUAGAACUUUAUUAAUGAAUAGAACAUUAUCUCUGCCAUCACCGGGAGAAAGUGAGAUAACUGCUGAAUGGACAGGGCAUAAUACAACUCGUAGUGCUGCAAGUGUAUCUAGUUCUUCAAGUGAUUCUUCAAAUGGCAUGCCUCCAAUUAAUCAAAGCCCAUUUAUCGGCACAGAUGAAAGAAUCGAAGAUAUUGAGGAGACGCCUCUAGGAGUGUGGCCACACCGUAUGAGUGCAAUGCUGGCUUGUCUCAGCUGUACCAUUGGUAUAUUUAACAUAUCGAGAUUUGCUAUGUUCAGUGUACAUUAUGGAGCAAGCUUCAUAAUACAAUUCCUAAUACUAUCAUUUCUCAUCGGGAUACCGUUGUUCACGUUACACCUAUGUUUGGGCCAAGUCUUGGAAUCGGGUCCAAUAGAUAUGUGGAAGAUAUCGCCAAUAUUCCAAGGUGUUGGAAUCUCGUUGUUAUUGACGCAAGCAGUUAUUGGAAUAUAUAGUAUUAUUGGAUUGUCUUGGAUUUUCGUUUACUUCAGGGAUUCGUUUAUAAACGCUGAGGAUAAAUACAAAUGGGCGCUACCACACGAUUUUAACUUUGAUGAUCCGAUACACCGAAAUAUGACCCGAAGUAUUCAUCUCACAAUCCCUCAGUACUUCCAAAGUGAGGUGUUACAACGCAAUCACAAUAAUAAUAGUUUUGGAACUAUCAAAUUCCAAGUUGCUUUUAACCUUGCUGUUGUGUGGAUGGUUGUAUUCGUAUCGCUAAGUAAAGGACUUCAUUCAUACGGAAAGGCGGUGUACGCGUUAAUAUUCCUGCCGAUUUGUGGAACACUAGUCCUCUGUACAAAGCUGCUGACACUGAUACCUUACGACUCUGUGACGAAUAUCUUCGCGCAAACUGAAUGGAGUGAAUUUUUUCUCGCCAACCAUAGCUGGGCAGCCGCGGCCCAGGAGACAUUCCUGACUUGGGGUCUGCUGGGUGCCUGUGUGAUGCAACUAACGGCCCAUAAAGAUCCCAAACACAAAAGCGCGUCGAUGUUGCAAAGGGAAAGCGCGUGUGUGGUCGCCUUUACAAUCGCUGUAUUAUUACUGGCCUCGUUUCUAGCGAACACGUGCAUACAAGUGUUGAAAAGCCACGGAUACAACUAUAUUCCUAGCAGUUUUGAGACAGAAACAUCAUCACAAUUUAUUUGGCCCACUUCUGAACCACUACCUGGCAACACUGCGUAUACACCCGUGCGGUAUAUGAGUCAAUAUGGCAGCCUCGUUGGUGUAACCGUUUGGCGACCUGGAAACUUUCAGAGGACUUUCAGCGGCUGGCAACCCUUGCAGCUUCCCAUGCAAAUAGUACCAGCUACAUUGGCAGUGUUGCCAUCUAAUGUGGUGUCACCAGCCUGGGCAGUGAUAUUUUACUUUAUACUGAUAAUGUUCGGUAUAGCGCAACAACUAGCAAUAUGGCAUUGCGUGAUCUCUGGAAUUGUUGCCAUAAAUCGGGAGGCACUCCGGGUGUGGGAGACUAGUAUUACGUUUUUUAGUUGUGUCUUUGGACUUGCUAUGGGACUGUUGCUGUCUACUGAUGCCGGCGUCCGUAUAGUCCACUUCAUAGACUACGUAUGGGUGGGGGCGUGGUGGCAGUGUGUAUUGCAAGUGUCGCUAGCGAUAGGCGUGUUCGUGGUACGAGGGCGGCCGUACUCCCCGGAUAUCGUGGUAGCAGCCCUCUUUAAGCCAGCCUCGAAGAUUUCUGCAUUGCUUUCUUUCACUUGGACUGUUAUAUUACCCGUGUCACUCACUGCUUUAUGUGUUAUGGACUUCCGUGUGGGUCAACACAAACUGUUAUACAGUUGGCGCAAACCAGCUGGAUAUUGGCCGCUUUGGUGCCGACAGCUGGCAGUGUUCAUACAACAAACAGUUCUGUUGUUGGUGCCGGCUGCAGCUGUUCUGCAAACGUGUCGUUACAUCAAUAAAGGACCACCGGAUAUAUUAGAGCGCGUCCAAAACCUGUACCGUCCCCGAAUGGGUUCCCCCCACGAGUCUCGCCCCCCUGCGCCGCUUCCCCCACCCACCUCCCGUCCCGCGCCUCCUGAUCCCCCUCCUAAGUACACCCCUCCCCCGUCGUACUCAACGGCCACGGGAGCCCGACUGCUUAACACAUUGCGCAGGAGUUUCAGGACGUUGAGAAGGAUUACAUCACAACGCACUGAUUUAUCGGAAGAAACGACACAACUACCCACUUCACUAAGUGAAACUGUCGAACGACAACCCACACAAACACACAACACACACAUGCUCACCGACGAGACGGACUCACACAGGCCGUCCUCUUCGCACUCGUUAACCCUCACGCGCGAUCUACUCCGACGGUCUUUUAUCAAAACCGAUCAAAAUAUACGCUCGAGCCUGAGACGGAGCUUCAAAUACGGCAUUAAUAACACCUUGACUACGAGUCAUGAGCAGUUGGUGAGGGAUGUGGAACCCAUAUCGAAUACAGUGGCCAUGUCCGCCAUGUUGGGAGAAUCGGAGACGUCGCAUAAUAGAAGUAUCGCCUCUGUGAUAUAACCCGCCUUAAAAAUCAGCUUGGGAUUUUUAAACUAUUUUGUAUAGCGCUAUCUCUUUCGCACGAGUGUCGUUUCGUGAGUGUGAGAGAGAGAUAACGCUUUACAACCAAGAGUUGGCAUCUUUGAAAAUAUUGUAUAGCGCUAUCUCUUUCGCACGAGUGUCGUUUCGAGAGUGUGAGAGAGAAAUAACGCUUUACAACCAAGAGUUGGGAUCUUUGAAAAUAUUGUAUAGUGCUAUCUCUUUCGCACGAGUGUCGUUUCGUGAGUGUGAGAGAGAGACAACUGUACAAAGGUCAAUGUUGACAAGCAAUAAUUCAUCACAUAAGAAUCCUUAUUGCAUUUAUAUUUUUUAAUAAAUUCAAUAAUUUUAUGGUACAAUGUUAUAUUAAAUAAUAUAUAGGAUAAUUAAAAUGUUGUCGUAACUUACAUCACAGUAAGAAGUUUUACAUAUAAUUUUAACUGUAUAAUAAUUAUAGAAUAUUUCCUAACCGUAUGUUUUAAGUUAAUCAAAAGUAUUAUUUAGAGUGAAUCUCCCUUGCUCCACUUCCGCCAUAAAUAUUGGAAAUUGAUAAUAAUUCAGAGCUUAAUUAGGAUAAAUGUUAUCGUUAGAUAUACUUCUAUGUUUUUAAUAGGUUUUAAGAUUGAGCAUAAUAAAUGAUUAUUUUCGUAAUUAUCGGAUUUAUUAAGUACAAUAUUGUUAGUACAUGUCACUGCCAUGAUACAUUUGUUAUUUUGCUUAUAAGAUUUUUUUAAAUAAAUGUCCAAAUUUUGAAAUAUAAACAUCACGGCGGCAACAAAUAUUAUAUUUACUUUCUAUGGAUAACUUUCAAAUCCCCGGGAACUAAUACUCACAUAUUGAUAUUUUUAUUCAACACUAAUAAUGGAAUUGCUUCCUAAUACAGUUAACCCCUCUAUAACGUAGUACCCCGUAGUAGGUCACAGUAAACCUAGGAACUAAACUAAACUAUUCAAAAACUAGAAAAUCGAAUUCAAUAAAGUUUUUUGGUUUAUACGUUUCGUUACGGUACGCAAAACUAAUUAUGGACUUGACUAUACUAUGUAUUUCUGUAAUAAAUAAAUUUGACAAUACAUAAAUAAUUUAGUAGCAGGGAAGUACAUCGCGUUAUAGCGGGGAUUACGUUUCCUUUAAGCAUUCACAAGUUAAAGUUAUCUCUAGUCAUAUUCCACAAUCAUUAUUUCAAUAUUUGCGCACGAUUUAUUUGCUCGUAUUUUUUUUUAUUACAUUCCAUACUUAUACAAUGUACUUACGUAAUAAACUUUUUUACUUA